UUAGAAGACGGCGAUGACAGAAAAUACGUGGAAGUAAAACGGACGAGUGUUGUGAAUGUUUCUUUCCCGUGAUUUGAAAAUAAAACUGGAAUUAUUGAUUGGUUAGUGCUUCGAAACAAGAUUUUAACAAGCCUCACUGCUUAGGAAUAAUGGCUCCGACGAGGAAACCCAACGAAGGUCUGCUAGCGCGGGUGAACUUUCCACUGUACGCGAUCGAAAUGCUAACUAGUCGACACGUCCUUGUAGCUGGUGGAGGCGGAGCCUCGAAGACUGGAGUCGCCAAUGGAUUUGAAAUUUAUGAAAUAUACCACAACGGCGAAAAGUACGUGGCAGACGAGGUGGUUCGACAUGAAACAGGACCCACAGUGGUUAUGAAUUGCGCUAUCCGGAACGAUGAAAAGCGUACUCUGUUGCUCGCCGGCCAAGAAAGUCACUGCCAGAUGUACCUGGUAAAUCCAAUUAUUAGUUCGUCGGAAGGAGAAGUUGUCGGUGGAAAAUCCGAUAGUGUAGAAGGAUUGCGCAAACGUAAAAACGUGUCCUAUCAGCCUCAAGCAAACGGGCAGGUCAGUCCGCAACCAGUGAAUCAGAAAAAGGGUCAACACGACAAGGACCGGGUUAGAAAACAAAUUAGAUUUGAAAUUAAAACGGGGGAUUCCGUGCAGACAGAUUUUACCGAAUCGGAACCAUUGCAGAGGGUUGUGAGAAUCAGUCCAAAUGGACGAAUCAUGGCUACCGGAGGAAUGGACGGUCAUUUGAGGCUAUGGAAUUUCCCAAAAAUGACACUACUAUCUGAUAUCUCAUCGCAUACUAAGGAAAUUGAUGAUUUGGACUUCAGUCCAGAUAGCAAACACAUUGUGUCGAUAGCGAAAGACGGUAUCGGUGUGAUAUGGUCCAUUAAUCCUGACAAAGAAUCAAGACAGUUAACUUGGAAUCCACCGGAAGGAAGUCGCUACCUUUUCAAACGUUGUCGGUAUGGUCUCGUAGAAGGUCAAAAAGAUAAGCAUCGAUUGUUCACCUUAGCGAACCCUUUCUCAAAAUCAGGGAAACCUAAAGGAUUGCUUCAACAGUGGAACCCGGAUGCCGGUCGCUUAACUCGGGUGGUGGAAAUCGAUGAGUCGCUCGCAGCUCUUGCCGUUCGAGAUGACGGACGCUUUGUGGCUGUUGGCACUAUGUUUAGUGGCUCGGUGUCGAUCUAUAUUGCAUUUAGUUUGCAGCGGGUACUGCACAUUCCAAAUGCACACGCGAUGUUUGUGACCGGUUUAGAGUUUCUACCGGUCACCAACUUUGAUGGGCCAGCCGUAACGGGCGACACUGAAGCAGCUGUUCUAUCUAUCUCGGUGGAUAAUCGGGUUUGUGUACACAGUCUACAGUAUAGACAUUCUCUACCGGCCUGGGUCGCAAUUUUUGGAAUUAUACUGAUAUUGUUCGUUACGUUCUGCUUUUGUUCGUACAUUGGGCUGUGAGAGAGGCUGAGUGAUGUAUCAAUCAAUACUGGUAUUUGUUAAUGUUGUAUAGUUUCAAGAACUGCAGAGCAUAUGAAAGCAAUUUUGUAGGAAACUUAUAAAUGCCUAGAUUCAGUUUUGACUUACUUGACAAGACGCAUACACGCAAAUAGCUCUUUUUAAGUGAGAGAUGUUAAUUUAUUAUACUGCUUUAGUAAAUCGUAAUAAAAUGUUUGGUAGAAGAAAUAUACGCAACGGUUCGAAUCAAUAA
Topomyia yanbarensis is the source of this 1713-nucleotide messenger RNA. RefSeq names its product prolactin regulatory element-binding protein. The transcript is spliced from 3 exons. Bases 150 to 1463 code for a protein of 437 amino acids. NCBI's taxonomy places the organism in Eukaryota, Metazoa, Arthropoda, Insecta, Diptera, Culicidae. The record is from RefSeq and is a predicted model, not a curated record. Gene Ontology annotation, molecular function: guanyl-nucleotide exchange factor activity; GTPase activator activity; protein binding. Gene Ontology annotation, cellular component: endoplasmic reticulum membrane. Gene Ontology annotation, biological process: protein secretion.